Molecule: messenger RNA, 6464 nt
Organism: Onthophagus taurus
Lineage: Eukaryota; Metazoa; Arthropoda; Insecta; Coleoptera; Scarabaeidae
Gene: Dscam4
Product: Down syndrome cell adhesion molecule 4
Biological process (GO): cell-cell adhesion
Molecular function (GO): protein binding
Source: RefSeq, a predicted model, not a curated record
CCGCGCGUUUAGUGGUCUAGAUGGUGAACACGCUGACGGUUAUGACUGUUUGAAUGGGCAUGGGACAAGUAUGGUCAGUGCCCCGAGACCAUGGUGCUUCUGCUACUGGUGGACUGCGCUCAGCGUCUUCUCAACAGUGUGGAGCGGCGGAUUAGAUUUGCAGGGGCCCAUUUUCGUGCAAGAACCGCCACACCGAGUCGAGUUCAGCAACAGUUCCGGGGGCCGUGUGGACUGCACAGCCCAAGGGAGUCCCUUUCCAGAAGUGGAAUGGGUCUUCGCGGACGGAUCGCCCGUGAGACAGAUUCCGGAAUUGCGGCAAAUCUUUCCCAACGGCUCUCUAUAUUUUCCUCCUUUCCCAAGUGAUAGAUACCGACACGACGUCCACUCGGCUUUAUACAAGUGUAAGCUGCAGAGUGCUUUAGGGACAGUCCUUAGCCGAGACGUCCACGUAAAAGCGGUUGUAAAGCAAAAAUACGAUAUUCAAGUCCACGACGUGUACGUGAUAUCCGGGAACACGGCCGUCCUAAAAUGCAAGAUUCCAAGCUAUGUGGCCGAAUACGUGAUGGUCACUUCCUGGGUACAAGAUGGCAACAUAAACAUCUAUCCGAACACCGAUAUCGGUGGAAAAUACGUUGUACUUGGAAACGGAGAUUUGUACAUAAGCAACGCCGAUCCAAGCGAUGGUUACAAGACGUACGCUUGCAGAUCUGUUCAUCGUCUGACAGGAGAAGUACAAAUAUCGAACUAUCCCAGCAGGAUUAUCGUAACCGAGCCGAAAGAUCCCGCCGCACCUAGGAUAACCGUCGACAAGUACAAUGCACGUCGCGUUGCCCUCGGCGAGGACGUGACGAUGCCUUGUGUUGCACAAGGACAUCCGGUCCCAACGUACCACUGGAAAAGGGAACUUCAGGGCCAGACCGUACCUGUUGCAUUGGGCGAACGACUUUCGAUGAUCUCAGCAGGAUUACUUAAAAUAUCCAAGGUUCGAUUGGAAGAUAGAGGUGUUUAUAUAUGUUACGCAAAUAAUUCGGCAGGUGAAGAAAACGUGAGGGUAACUUUAGAAAUAACGGCCCCAUUAUCGGCUCACGUGCAACCCCAAGUUCAAAUUGUCGAUGUAGGAAAAGAAGCGAAUUUUCAAUGCAUAAUUAAUGGUUACCCGGUGUCCCAAGUUUCAUGGCUUCAUAAUGGAAAACCCGUAGCGCCCGAUAAUAGAGUUGAAUUAAUGGUAGAACCACCUAGAUUAACGAUAAAACGAUUGGACAAAGACGAUCGCGGUAUGUAUCAAUGUUUAGCGAGUAACAAUUGGGAUCAAGCCCAAGCGACGGCCGAAUUGGAUAUGGGUGAUGCGGGACCAGAACUGAUAUAUUCCUUUUCCGAGCAAACCCUUCAACCAGGUCCAAUGGUUUCGUUAAAAUGUGUAGCUUCCGGAAAUCCACCGCCUCAAUUCACUUGGGCUUUGGACGGGUUUCCAAUUCCGGAAGAUCAUCGAUUUUUAGUCGGACAAUAUGUUACAAUUCAAGAUGAUGUAAUCAGUCACGUAAAUAUAACUAGUGUAAAAAGCGAAGAUGGUGGGGAAUACACGUGUACGGCUCACAACAGCGUUGGAAAAAUAUCGCAUAGUGAAAGAGUGAAUGUUUUUGGAUUACCAUAUAUACGUGAAAUGCCAAAAGUAACCGGAAUAGCCGGAAGUAGGUUAACUAUUAAAUGUCCCGUAGCUGGACAUCCAAUAGAAACAGUCACUUGGGAACGCGAAGGAAAACUUUUGCCUGUAAAUAGCAGGCAAAAAGUUUACGCAAAUGGGACUUUAGUUGUUGAACAAACCCAAAGAACCGAAGAUGCCGGAACGUACACGUGCCAAGCACAAAAUAGACAGAGGAAUUCAGCCCGUAGAGACGUCGAAGUGCAGGUCAUCGUACCGCCGGAAAUCCUGCCAAUCAAUCCCAUGGUGAAUUUAUUGAGCGAAGGGAUGCGAGCUGCGAUCACCUGUCACAUCAUGAAGGGGGACUUACCCAUCACCUUUCGAUGGGAACGCAAUGGUAAGCCGGUGUCGAACAACGUCGCCUUGGGGACUACCGUCCGUAGGAUCGACGAGUUCUCCUCCUCUCUGAGUAUCGACCGUGUUGCUUCCGCCCACAGCGGAAACUACACCUGUAUAGCGAGCAACGUGGCCGGAGCCGAGAAAUAUGUUGUACCUCUCACGGUCAAUGUUCCUCCAAAAUGGACUGUAGAACCAGCGGAUGCAAGUGUAGCUGCUGGUCAAGAAGCAAGUCUUCACUGCCAAGCUGAAGGUUAUCCAGCUCCUGUAAUAACAUGGAAAAAAGCUGUGGGACAACAACCAGGUGAGUACAAAGAUUUUUUGUACGAACCAAAAGUGCAUCAAUACCAUAACGGAACGCUCAAAUUCGAACACGUCUCCAAAGAAAACGAAGGUCAUUAUUUAUGCGAAGCCAAAAAUAACAUUGGUACUGGAGUUAGUAAAGUAAUUUUUCUAAAAGUAAACGCACCAGCUCAUUUUCUUCAAAAAAGUAAACAAGUUCAAGUUGUGAAAGGUGAACAAGCACACCUUCAAUGUUCAGCUUUAGGUGAUACUCCAAUGGAAAUAAUGUGGAUGAUGGGUAAACAAAGUAUAGCUGGAGAUGGUGACCAACGAUAUACCAUAAGAGAACAAGCUCUCGCUGAAGGAAUGGUGUCUGAACUUGGUAUCGAAAGAACGAUUCGUCAAGAUUCGGGAAUAUUUACAUGUUCAGCAACUAAUGCUUACGGCCAUGACCAAAUGGCCAUUCAUCUUGUGAUUCAAGAAAUUCCCGAACCGCCUAGAAACGUAAGAGUUGUAGAACAAUUCAGUAAAUCGAUUGGUUUAUCUUGGACGUCUGGUUACGCUGGAAAUAGUCCGAUAAAUAAUUAUAUCGUGCAAUAUAAACUUGGUUCGGAUUCUUGGCCAAACCAACCAUUAAAAAUAACCGUUCCGGGACCUCAAACUUCGACUACUUUACACAAUCUUCGACCUUCUCAGGUGUAUCAUAUCAGAGUUUUAUCAGAAAAUCGUUUGGGACUUAGCGAACCUAGUCAAAUCGUUCAAGUAAGCACUCUAGAAGAAGUCCCAAGUGGAUCACCUUUAGAUAUUAGAGCAGAAGCUAAAAGUUCGACUGAGAUAGUUGUAACUUGGGAACCUCCGCAAAGAGAUACGUGGAACGGGAAUCUUUUGGGUUACCAUAUCGGUUAUCAACCAGUUUCUGAUUCAACCUCGCAAGAAUCCGAUACAUAUACAUUUAAAAGUGUUGAAGUUCGAGCUCAUUUCGGUGGUGAAGCUACGUUGCAGGGGUUGGCUAAAUUUACCACUUACAACAUUAUUGUACAAGCAUAUAAUAGCAGAGGAUCUGGUCCGGCAACUGAUCCAAUCACGGCGAGAACUCUCGAAGAUACCCCAUCACUACCACCAGAAAACAUUCAAUGUUCUGUUCUCAGUGCGCAAAGUAUUCGAAUAACUUGGGAACCUCCAUUAUUAGAUGGAAGAAAUGGUAAAAUUCUUGGGUAUAAAAUAACAUAUCACUCAGUGGGUGAAUGGUUUGACAAUGACGAUCAAGAAACGAAAGUCAUCUCUUUUAAAUACACAACUUUAACGGGUCUACAAAAAUACACCAAUUAUAGCAUAACAACUCUAGCUUAUACAACUAUAGGUGAUGGAGUUCGAUCAGAACCGAUUUAUUGCCACACUGAUGAAGACGUUCCAAACGCACCAGCUGAUAUAAAAGCUGUGUUAAGUGCCCCCAACAAAAUCUUAGUAUCAUGGUUACCUCCAACACACAGUAACGGAAUUUUAGUAGGUUAUACUUUUUAUAUGAGUACGUUAGAAGAUGGCAGAGAAGAAGGUACUCAUAAAAGACUUUUAAAUGCGGAUACGGAAAUGCACGAAAUCGAUAGGAUGCAACCCACUGCAACUUGUCAGUUUUGGGUUACAUCUUCAACAAAGGUUGGUGAAGGUGAGAGUAGUCACGUUGUAACCAUAUCACUAUCAAAAACUGUUCCUGCAAAAAUAGCAUCGUUUGGAAGAGAAAUUUUAAGCGCUUGGAAACAAGACAUUAAACUCCCUUGUAAAAAAGUUGGAAUACCUGCCCCAGCUGUCGUUUGGAGAGUUAAUGAUUUACCAUUAGAAAUCGGCGGUCGACGUUCGAUAACUCCCAAUUCCACUUUAAUCAUAAAAGACGUUCAAAGCGUCGAUCAAGCAAAUUAUUCCUGCAGCGUUGCCAAUGAAUAUGGAAAAGAUAUAAUCGUGUAUUCUUUGAGAAUACUCGUUCCUCCCGAAGCACCAGAUCUAAAAGUUCUUGAAUCAUUCACAGAUAGUUUACAUUUGAAAUGGGUGGAUCAAAAGAAUGGUGGUUCUCCCAUUUUGGGGUAUGUAAUUAAUUACAAACGCGAUCACGGUGAUUGGGAGGAAUUGCAAAUAUCUGCACGAACAGAUGAGUAUGUUUUAAGAAAUUUAUGGUGUGGAACAAAAUAUAUGUUGUAUAUCACUGCAUUUAAUCGAAUCGGAACUGGACUUCCUUGUGAUAUUGUUACCGCCCAUACAAAAGGAACGGUUCCAGUAAAACCAAAACAAUCCCAAAUGUUAACAAUGAACGCAACAGUAGGAACGGUUUGGUUAGAUUCUUGGGGUGAUGGAGGAUGUGGAAUUUUAUAUUUCGUCAUAGAAUAUAGAUCGGGAAGAAGUGCUUCUUGGUUAAUGGCCGCAAACCAUGUAAAACCAACAGAAAGAAUUUUUAGUGUAACCGAACUUUGGCCAGGAACAAGCUAUCAAAUACGAGUUACCGCUUAUAAUAACGCUGGUGAUACAUCAGCUAUUUAUAAUUUUACAACUCUAACAGUUCAAGGAGCUGUUCCAGAAUUAUCGCCACCAGUUUCGCAUUCCGGUGACCAUCCAUUCGCAAACGUUCGCGUUCUUCUACCAAUUUUUCUAUCACUCUUAGUGCUUACAGCAUUAAUCGGAGCCCUAUUUUGGAGAAGAAAAGUUCAAAGAGAACGUGAAAACACUCAACAGACCAUCGGGGAGUCACCAUCGAUGGCCCAAAUUCAAAACAAACAAAAUCGCGAUCAACAAUACUUAGCUGUUCGAGCCGGCAGAGGACAACAUCACCUUCCCGUUGAGACAGACACCUUUAAAAGUGACACGGCAUCAGCAGACUACAUCGAAGAUAUUUGUCCAUACGCGACGUUCCAGCUAUCGAAACCGGCUUACAGCGAGAGUUCUUACAGCGGGAACGUGUACAGUGGGCCGUACCAUUCGGUACGAGGGUCUUUUGUCUAUCACGAUGUUAAACCUCCACCUAUUGAUAAGUUUAAUUUAGGACGUAAUAAAGAACCUGAAUAUAGUAAGGUGAGAAGGAAAGGUGGAAGGUUAAGAGAUCCUCAUUCAGAAAGUCAAGAAUCUGAUAACCUGGGCAGCACUGACUCGGAGGUCAAGAAGAUUUUAACUCUACACCUCCCUAUUUCAGAAUACGACACGCUUGGUAGCGAUUCUGAAGGAGACGGUCGCGCUACCAGCCAGGAAUUGAUGACCUUCACUCACCGAAUGCGUGGUGGUGCUGAAGGUUCUAGUUCUUCAUCGGAAACAUCUCCACCAUCAGGAAGCGUAGGUAGAAAACCUUACCCUUCGCGAAAAGGAAAAUCGAAAGCGAUUGCGAUGAGUAAACGCCACGUGAGAAGUAGCAGCGGAUAUUCGAGUCACAACGAUGAAACAACUUUUAGCAUAUCGCACGCGGCUAGUUUUAACGAACGUAUCCAUCCCCCAACUAGAUUCUCCGACCUGAAUCCUCGCGAACUGAACGAGGCCGAAUGUGAAAAAGGGCACAAGCACGGUAGAGGACUCUCCAAAUUAAAUAGGGAAGCGUUCCAAAUUAACGUCUAGGCUAAGACUGAGUCCAAUGAAGAAGGUUAUUUAUGGUACUAAGAAAAAUUGAGCAAAUAAAAAUUAAAGAAAAUAUUGAUUCCCCAAAAUAUUCGCAAUUUACAAAAAAAAAUUAGUAAAACUUCAGUUUUUCUAUGCUCAUCCGUAAAAGUAAGUCGUGUAAACUUGAGUGUGUACAGAGGACAUAUCUGUAAACGAUUUUAGCAUUAAAUUGAAUGUUUAUACAAUGAGGUUUGUAUUGGAAAUUUUUUGAAUGAGUACAGGAGUUGAUUUUUUAAGGAAAAUUUGGAAUGGGAUUAGGUAAGAGUCUUGUUUUUUAAUGAUCUAGAGUAGAAUACAUAUCAACUUUUUAAGUACGAAUUUAUAAAUAUGAUACAAAUUCGUGCUUAAAAUAACACAAAAAUUAAUUCUUCAGACAAUCUUUUUUAUAAUACAACUCUAGUACUCAUUUAAUGAUACUAACCCAAACCAUUUUUGACUGUUAACUGUAUUCCCACAAAAAAAUUGUCACAAGCACAUAAAAAAAACAUUUACUGUAUCUUCAACCAAAAAAAAAAAAAAA